AUCCUGUCUGGGUUCCGGCUCCGGCUCCUCCCCCGGCCCACAGAGGCGGCGCUGUCCCUGACCGAGCGGCGGGAGCGAGGGUUCAGAGAUGGGCAGUGAGAAGGAGCAGAAUCCAGAACAGCACCUGCCUGAGGAAGGGGAACGGGGUAAGCCUUGGAGAGUGGAUGACUCCCAGGGUUUGCGGGUCCCCGAUGGGGAGAAACAUCCUGGGCAAGAGUCGGAGGGGCCACAAAGGAUCCAUCCAAAAAAGCCAUGGCAGAAAGUCACUGUCUCUGCUGGAGAGACAGGGGACCCCAUUGCUCAUCCAAAGCCUGAGGCCGAUGAGAAGCCCUUUAUAUGCGCCCAGUGUGGCAAAACCUUCAAUAAUACGUCCAACCUGAGAACACACCAGCGGAUCCACACUGGUGAGAAACCUUACAAGUGUUCUGAGUGUGGCAAGAGCUUCUCCAGAAGCUCCAACCGCAUCCGGCAUGAGCGGAUCCACCUGGAAGAGAAGCACUACAAAUGUCCCAAGUGUCAGGAGAGCUUUCGGCGGCGCUCGGAUCUCACCACGCACCAGCAAGAUCACCUGGGCAAGCGGCCGUACCGCUGUGACAUCUGUGGCAAGAGCUUCAGCCAGAGCGCCACGCUGGCUGUGCAUCACCGGACCCACUUUGAGCCGGCGCCCUACAUCUGCUGUGAGUGCGGGAAGAGCUUCAGCAACAGCUCCAGCUUUGGGGUGCACCACCGCACGCACACAGGCGAGAGGCCUUACGAGUGCGCCGAAUGUGGGCGGACCUUCAGCGACAUCUCCAACUUUGGAGCACAUCAGAGGACCCACAGAGGCGAGAAGCCCUACCGAUGCACUGUGUGUGGGAAACACUUCUCCCGGAGCUCAAAUCUCAUCCGCCACCAGAAAACGCACAUGGGGGAGCAGGCUGGGAAAGAUUCCAGCUGAGGGAGAGUGCGGGAGAGAGAGGAGAGACCCCUCCUACUGCAGGAAGAUCUUUAGGAUCCGCUGCUGCCCCCUAGACCUCAGCCCUUCAUCCCACUUUGGAGAAUGGUUUCCUGUUGCCUGUGAAGCCAGGAUCUCCGGGAAGUUCUGAGAAGGGACCCUGAGUAAAGAUCCUUGCCCCUUUCCAGGCCAAUUUCUUGCCUUGGGAAGUCAGAGGAUCUGGUCUUUGCGUCAUCUCCUUAGGGUGAGAGAGCAAUAGGGUAGGCUUAGUACAUGCCCCUAUCAUUAGGGGAACUGUCCCUGGCCCUUGAGGAAGUACCUGUGAGAGGGGCAUCACUGUCUGAGGUCCUCCAAAUUAUGUAUGAACUGCCUAGGACACACUCAGUGGCCUGCUAGUUCCCAUCUGCUGUGCCCCAGUGGGGCUGGGAGGAGCAGCCUCCCCAGAGGAAGGGGCCUCCUUGGCUUGGAGAGGAUGUCUGAGGUCCUGCCUUAGGAAUGAAAGGGAAACCCUCAGGGAGCCAUGAUCCAGGGACCUUCACAGUCUCCCAUGUUUGUGACUUGUUGUCCCCACCCCAACCUGCAUCUGUUCCCCAAGUGAUUAGCAGUAAAACCGUUCAAUGAAAA
Messenger RNA from Hipposideros armiger (great roundleaf bat), 1558 nucleotides. RefSeq names its product zinc finger protein 691 (gene ZNF691). Lineage: Eukaryota; Metazoa; Chordata; Mammalia; Chiroptera; Hipposideridae. Gene Ontology annotation, cellular component: nucleus. The transcript is spliced from 2 exons. The coding region runs from base 89 to 937 and encodes 282 amino acids. Gene Ontology annotation, biological process: regulation of gene expression. The record is from RefSeq and is a predicted model, not a curated record.